GGCUCAUAAAUACUGCAGUGUGGGCUCACGCUACCGCUGACUGGUUUUAACAUUUAUUGCCGAAGACGCAGUUUUUGUUUUAUACUGAUAAAGAAUUAUGGCAUCUGAUUCAGGCUACGGGCAGUCUGGCGCCCCACAAAGCUAUGGAAGCUAUGCUGGGUCCCAGGCUUAUAGUGGGCAGAGCUAUGGUCAAAGCAGUGGAGGAGGCAGCUCGUAUAGUGGACAGAACUAUGAAGGUUAUGGACAGCCAGCAGAGGGUCAUGGACAGUCAACACAGAAUUACUCCUCUGGUUAUGGACAGCAACCGCAAAGCUAUGAAGGUUAUGGACAGCAAAGCUCCGAGUCAUCUGGAUAUGGAGACAGCAAGCCUUAUGGUCAGCAGAGCUCUUACAGCCAACCAAGCUCAUAUGGCCAACAAAGCUCCUAUGGGCAGCAGUCUGAAGGAAGUUAUGGAAGACGCAAUGAAGGUGAUGGCAGGAGGUUUGGUGGCGAUGAUAAUGAUGAUGAUGAUGAUGAUGAUGGUGGUGACAGGUCUGAUGGAUUUAGGGGUAGAGGUCGUGGUGGCUAUGAUCGUGGAGGCUAUAACCGUGGGGGUUUCGAUCGCGGUGGCUUUGACCGAGGUGGAAGAGGAGGCCCACCUUCUGGUAUGGGUGGUGGUGACCGUGGUGGCUUCAAAAAUUACGGUGGACCCAGAGAUUUCAGUGAAAUGGAUGAUUCAGCUGAAGAACAGGACAACUCUGACAACAACACCAUCUUUGUCCAAGGUCUUGGGGAGGAGGUCGCAACUCAUGAAGUUGCUGAUUUCUUCAAACAGAUUGGAAUUAUUAAAAUCAAUAAGAAGACAGGAAAACCCAUGAUUAACCUGUACACUGAUAAAGCUACUGGCAGACUAAAGGGUGAAGCCACAGUCUCAUUUGAUGACCCUCCUUCUGCCAAAGCUGCCAUUGACUGGUUUGAUGGCAAGGAGUUCAAUGGCAAGCCCAUUAAAGUGUCAUUUGCCACCAGAAGGGCAGAGUUCACCCAGAGGGGAGGUGGCAGGGGAGCUCGUGGAGGAGGUUUCAGAGGUGGUCGAGGAGCUUUCGGUGGUGGUGGUGGUGGUGGUGGUGGUGGAGGUGGAGGAGGAGGUCCAAAUUUCGAUAUCAAAGGAGGCGAUUGGCCUUGUCCCAACAGCUCUUGUGGCAACAUGAACUUCGCAAGGAGGUUUGAAUGCAACAAAUGUGGAACACCUAAACCAGGAGACAGUUUUGGAGAUCGUGGUGGUGGUAGAGGUGGUCAUGGCGGCGACCGUGGUGGUUUUAGAGGCGGUCGAGGUGGUUUUAGAGGCGGAGACCGCGGAGGCUACAGUGGAGACCGUGGUAGUGACCGUGGCUUCGGUGGAGAUCGUGGAGGCAAUCGCGGCGGCGAUCGCGGCAGUUAUGGUGGAGACCGUGGAGAUCGUGGUGGUUAUGGUGGUGGAUACAAGAUGGGAGGACGAGGGGAGCACAGAGAGGAAAGGAGAGACCGGCCAUACUAAAGUGGAUGCCAUUCAGGGAAAGGACGGGUGUUUAAUAUUGGGUAUGAAAUUAUAGGAUGGGUCCAUUUUCAGUCUGCUUAAUUUGUUCACCAGAGCAUCUUCUACUGCGGCCAGCGACUGUCUUUGUCUAGAAAGAUCAUUGAUCUACUGUCUGAGGACUUUUGGGCAAUGUGAAAGGGGGGUGGGGUAGAGGUCAUUAUUUUUGUUACUUUCUUUUAAUUUUCCAGGUCUUGUACAAUUCACUUUGUGUUAGAUAUGUAACUGCUUUUUUGUAAGACUAUGUUUUACUUGGUGUUUUUCUUGGUAUUAAACAUGAUUCUGAUCUUAA
Trichomycterus rosablanca is the source of this 1841-nucleotide messenger RNA. RefSeq names its product TAF15 RNA polymerase II, TATA box binding protein (TBP)-associated factor (gene taf15). Gene Ontology annotation, molecular function: RNA binding; transcription coregulator activity. The transcript is spliced from 16 exons. The record is from RefSeq and is a predicted model, not a curated record. Gene Ontology annotation, biological process: regulation of DNA-templated transcription. NCBI's taxonomy places the organism in Eukaryota, Metazoa, Chordata, Actinopteri, Siluriformes, Trichomycteridae. Bases 98 to 1513 code for a protein of 471 amino acids. Gene Ontology annotation, cellular component: nucleus.